Messenger RNA from Rodentolepis nana, 654 nucleotides. The record is from the annotation of a GenBank genome assembly. Lineage: Eukaryota; Metazoa; Platyhelminthes; Cestoda; Cyclophyllidea; Hymenolepididae.
UAUAUUUUUGGUUGCGUGGAACAUCAGGGUCUCGGUUUUGUUACUCGACGGGGAAGGGGAUUGAGUUUCAACAACAGCAGAGGAAGAGUUGGAAAAUGGAGAGGGUUGAGAUGGGCCAUCACUUAGAGGUGUAGCAGUCUCCCUCGCACUUAACAUUCUUAUUUUUCUACCAUCUUGAGGACGGAGAUUUCCGAUACAUUUGCAGAGACGUUUCAUUGCGACCUCUUUGAGUUGAACUUGAGCAGUCCUAUUGUAGACCGUUUCAGCUAGUUUGUUGAGAAGUUCGGGGUUGAUGUUGAGACGGGAAACAAGGAGGGCUUUGAGUACGGCCAUCUCCAGGGUGAUGGGUUUGAAGGGUCUGCGUGCACGUUGUCGACAACCACCCCCAACUUCCAUUCGACGAGCGAAACGAAGGUUUGGAGAGGCAAGAAAGUAGAAAGUGGCGUUACGGCUGGCUGUAGAAGAAUGCGGUUUCGAGGAAGGAGUCUGACCGGAGAAAGUGAAGUUCGGUUGAACCUGAUUUGCACAGGCACUGCCGUAUUGUGGAUGCUUGGAGUCCAAGUGAUAAAUGAGAUUCAAUUUGUCCUCAAAUUGUUCACUGCAGGACUGAAGGGGACAGUUGUAGACCAAUGUCAUUGGACCGAGUUUAUCUAG